AUGUCCAUCUCGAGUCUAAGCAUGGCAGGCAUUCGCCUGGACGGAUUCGUUCCGCGCUUCGACUUUCUCUGGUCAACCACCUUCUGGAUCUACACCUUCUGGAUUCUAUGGCUGCAUCGAUAUGUCCGCCUGCUGGUCCACUGCUGUUCUCACUGGCGCUACAAGUCCAAGCCGAUCCCCGCCAAGCCUAGAUUUACGUCGCGCGAUGUGACCGUUGUCAUUCCUACCAUUCAUAAUGUGUUCGAGGAACUUCGACCUUCGCUCCAGAGUAUCCUCGCUUGCAAUCCGUUCGAGCUGAUCCUUGUUACGACCGUUUACAAGAAGGAAGCCCUGGAGAAGCUAGCCGCGACCCUCAAGGCUCCUGGAGUCAACAUCAAGGUUCUCUAUACCAACAUCGCCAACAAGCGCCUCCAAGUCUGCGAGGCUCUCCCUCAGGUCCGCACUGAUAUCACCAUCAUGGCAGACGAUGAUGUCACCUGGCCUCCGAAGCUGAUGGACUGGAUUCUGGCUCCCUUUGAGGACCCAAAGAUCGGUGGCGUCGGCACCUGCCAGAGGGUCAAGCGUGUCUGGGACGGCGACUGGUCCACCCGCAUCUGGAACUGGCUCGGAGCGGCAUACAUCGAGCGGCGCAACUUUGAGAUCUCGGCCACCCAUAACAUUGACGGCGGCACUUCGUGCAUGUCAGGCCGCACAGGCGCCUACCGAUCGGAGAUCCUACAAAGCCAUGACUUCCUGGAGGGCUUCAAGACGGAGCGCUGGGGUAAAUUCAUCCUCAAUGCUGACGACGACAACUUCGUGACCCGCUGGCUGGUCAGCCACCAGUGGAAGACAUGGAUCCAAUACGAGCGGGAAUGCGAGCUCGAGACCACCCUGGAGAAUGGCCUGAAAUUCCUCUACCAGUGCUCGCGCUGGGCUCGAAGCAAUUGGCGAAGCAAUUGGACCAGUCUCGUGACGGAGCAAUAUGUGUGGAACACCCUGUUCCACACCCACACCCUCACCCCAGUGGUGUCUCUCCUUAUUUCCAUUUUCCUAGUCCUCCUAUGGACACCCAGCUUCCUGACCCCUGUCUCGCCCAGCGUCACACCCUCGCCAAUUGCAUCGGUUCUCGCGCUUACCCUUACUGACUUUAUCUUCAUCCACAGACAGCAGCCAUGGUGCACUUACGCUCUCCAUGUUGCGACCUUCACCUCGCUAGCUUUCGUCGUCGAUCCACUCCUGCUCGCCUCUUGCUGGUGGGCCACCGCUAACUGGGAGCUCGCAAGCCGACAGUAUGCGUUCUGGGCACAAUUCAUCUUCAUGUUUGGCUUCACCAAGGUGGUCAAGCUGAUGGGAUUGUUCAUGCGCAACCCGAGCGACAUCAAGUUUCUCCCUGUCUCUAUCGUCUUUGGCUACUUCCACGGCCUCAUCAAGCUCUAUGCCCUCUUUACUCUUAGAAUGACGUCUUGGGGUAGCCGAGCUGACGGUGACGCAAACGACGAGUCUCGUCUGACUCCACGUCCCGUGCGCAGCGCCAGCCUUACCACGCCCCCGGGCCGCCACCCGGGCUUGCCCCAUCAUGUGCGGGAGGAGUUGGGCCUGAAGGGCGAUCUCGACGAGAAGCACCUGGUCUCCGAGCGGACCCCGGCGUGGGACAAGACCUCGGAGAAGCCGGCGACCCUAGUCACUGGUCAGGCGUAA
This is a messenger RNA of Thyridium curvatum, 1677 nucleotides long. RefSeq lists its product as uncharacterized. The transcript is spliced from 4 exons. The record is from RefSeq and is a predicted model, not a curated record. Lineage: Eukaryota; Fungi; Ascomycota; Sordariomycetes; Thyridiales; Thyridiaceae. Bases 1 to 1677 code for a protein of 558 amino acids.